CGGUAAAGCCACACAUAAAGCUCAGUGUUCAAUUUUUAACUCUUAUUUAAAUUCAAAUUUUGUAACUGUUAGUGUUAUUAAAAGCAAGUCAAUAUUUAAGUAUAUUUUGAUUAACAUAUACAAUAAUAAUUACAGCUACAGCAAUAAUUUUUUAUUAAUAAAAAUCAUCUAAAAAGUCAUAUACCUAUGUUUUGAUGUGUAGCUAAAGUGUUCUCGUGAUUCAAGUUCGAACAUAACCAUCAAAUACCAAACAUAAAAUAACAUUUGCCCAGAGUUUAAAAAUGAAAAGAAUAUCAAGUGAACCAAAACCGUACGAUGAAAUAGCCAAAGUAUGCCUUGUAGAAAGAAAUGCCAGCCCAGGAGGCCUUUCUUUAGUUAACGCAAACAAAGUUGGAAAAAAAUCCGCCAAUGACCUGGUUGACCUUGCAAUGGAAAUUCAGCAGGCUGAUGCAUUCCUAACAGCAAAUACUUGUAACAAACUACAAGUAAUUGUGCAACAGGUACAAUAUUUAAAACAACAGGCACAUCAAAUAUUGCAAGAGGCUGAAAAAGAUGCAGAGUUGCAUAGAGUUGCAUGCAAUUUUACCAAAGUCUCAGGCAAUGUUUACCACUUGUAUGAGAGGCAAAGUGGGCAAAAAUAUUUUAGCAUGUUAUCACCUGAAGAAUGGACAUCACCACAUCAAUACCAUGGAAGCUAUAGGCUGGAAGUUGAUCAAUCUUGGACAGAACUGAGUAAUAUUGUUAAGAAAGAUUAUAAUAUGCAAGCUAUUAAUGCCAUUAUUCAAUCAAAAAAUCCACUUGCCUUAGCACAGCAUACUCAUAGUAUGCCAAUGGAUAUUUAAUUAAAAACUUGGGUGCUUUGACACAUGAUCUAAACCUGUAAAAUAAAUGUUUUAUUUUGUAUGUAUAUAAUAUAACUAGGAAUUGUCUGAUAUACCACAGCCAUGUUCUAUUUGUGUGUAAUAAAAAAAACUGUUUACUCAA
Dalotia coriaria is the source of this 984-nucleotide messenger RNA. RefSeq lists its product as uncharacterized. The record is from RefSeq and is a predicted model, not a curated record. NCBI's taxonomy places the organism in Eukaryota, Metazoa, Arthropoda, Insecta, Coleoptera, Staphylinidae. The coding region runs from base 282 to 842 and encodes 186 amino acids. The transcript has 5 exons.